GCAACGUAAACAUGAUCACAAACAGGACGUUAACUAUGAGGGCAUUGUUCACACUUGCGGACAAUCACCAUCACGUGAUCAUGACCCUACCCGGACACAUCUCCAUUUCAUCUUGUCAUCACUGCUCGAGUCGUGAAGACGUUCAUUUUUGUUAAACAGAAUGAACUUCAAGAAGCAGCUGGUCGGACUCCAGAUAGCGUUUAUACUGAUAUCUGCUGCUCCCGGAUAUGCAACAGUCUUCUAUCACUACACCAACCAAGCUGGUGUUGACGGCAUAAAACAAAGUGGUUUUAUUAAACAGAGUACGAAUCCGAGACAUGCCCACUUUGGAACAGGAGUGUACGGCACUGGUCUGAGCCCAGCCCACGGCAAGGAGGCAAUAGCGAAGAACAAUUACCAAAACGGCUGGAAGGCGAAUAUGAACGCUGGACGAGUAGAUUAUGCUUUCGAGUUCAACCUACCCAGUAAUAGGGUGGAAUCACAUACUCCCAAAGGUCGUAAUAUAUUGUUGUACAAGGGAGGGAACCUUAUUCUUAGUGAUUAUAAUUAUACCGUGGAGAAGACUCCAUAUGAUGUAAUGUUCGGGUCCCCUGGGUCUUUCGCAGAUACGUUUGCUUCGUGCAAUCAAUGUAUUGUCAUCAAUGCCUUAAUGGCAAUUGUCAUCAUUAAGAUGUACUAAAUCGUAUGUGUAUUGCCUUUGGCACAUUGCAUAACAAACCUCGUUCCAGAGGUUUAAGGCGAAAAGAUAUAAAAAAAAUUUAAAUAACAUGAAAUGACUCUUGCAAAAUAUACGAAAACACAUAUUUGCACGGAUUUACCUUUUUCACAGAGGCAUGCAUGUCACACAUGUGCCUUUAAUGAAAUUGUCUGGUGUGCAGAUUUGACAUAUGCAGACACGUUCUAAUAAGUCCUCUUUUAAGGCCAAUUAAAACUUGGUAAUCGGAAUAUUCGUAGGUAUCUCCACCCUCCCUUCACAUCAUAGCGGGACAUUAUGAAAGGUUUUAUAGUGGAGGAGGUACACACAAUCUCGCACGCACACAUACACACCCUUUUGAAGCACACUCAUCAUAUUGGCUUGUACAAAAAUUAGCUAUUAAUUGACUAAUGUGUGGGUAAUAAUUUCAAAAUGCAUCCUGAAUCAUAUAUUUUGGCAUUUAAAUUCUUCCUCACCCUUCCAUAACCCAGCAUCCGCGUUUGGACCGAGGAGAUGGUAAACACUGGGAGUCGCCAUUGUGGAGAGGUUCACGGAAAUGACCUUUGUACCGAAGAUGACCUUUGUGCUGGAAGUGAACAUUAGUGUAUAGACCUAUCGGCACGUGAAACCUGGUGAAAGUACUUCUGACUGUACAUUCAGAUUGCGGCUGGGUGGAUCAAGCCUACAACAGGGACAUUUGUGUGUUGGUUUCAUCAUAUUUCACUGGACAUUACGUAUCAAGUUUGAUUGUUACGACAGACCGUCCUGGCCAUGCGCCUUGAAGUCGUCGAACGUGCUUUUCGGAUCAGGUUAUUUACAAAAAUGUAAUACAUUGUUCGUGGAUAGUGCCCUCUUGUAAAAUUCUUCUGAUGUCCGUGCUGUAAGCCACCGUUGGCACAUUGUCACAUUUUUGUGUCCACAUGUAAACAAUAAACUUGUGUGCAGAA
This is a messenger RNA of Haliotis rufescens (red abalone), 1641 nucleotides long. RefSeq lists its product as uncharacterized. The transcript is spliced from 4 exons. The record is from RefSeq and is a predicted model, not a curated record. The coding region runs from base 161 to 679 and encodes 172 amino acids. Lineage: Eukaryota; Metazoa; Mollusca; Gastropoda; Lepetellida; Haliotidae.